This is a messenger RNA of Oryza sativa Japonica Group (Japanese rice), 1696 nucleotides long. The record is from RefSeq and is a predicted model, not a curated record. Lineage: Eukaryota; Viridiplantae; Streptophyta; Magnoliopsida; Poales; Poaceae.
CCGAUGUUAAGCUCAAAGAUUUGUUCCAUACUGGGAUUACUAGUUAGCUAGAGCAUGGAGAAGGAUAUUUUGCUAGGCCACAUUCAUACGCGGCUCUCUGCGUUGUCACACUAAUCAUAGGAUGGUUAACUCACUGGGUAUACAAAUGGAUGAAUCCCCCAUGCAAUGGAAAGCUUCCUCCUGGCUCCAUGGGCUUCCCUGUUGUUGGUGAGACAUUCCAAUUCUUCAGAGCAAGUCCAUCUGUAGACAUGCCCAGCUACUACAAGCAGAGACUGGAGAGGUAUGGACCUCUCUUCAAGACUAGCCUGGUAGGUCAGCCUCUGGUCGUUUCUCUAGAUCCAGAGGUGAACCGGUUCAUAUUUCAACAAGAGGUUCAUCCGGAGCUUUGCGUCCAAGCUCUUUGGGCUGAAAACCUGAAAGAAUCGCUCCUUCCCGAGCUGGAAAACUCCAUGAGGGAGAGCUUCGCAUCAUGGGCUAGUAAACCAAGGAUCGAGGUGCAAGACGGCGUAUCAGACAUGAUCUUCGACCUAGUAGCGAAGAAGUUGAUCGGCCUCAAUGUGACCCAGUCAAGAGAAUUGAGAAAGAACUUUCAGGAGUUCUUCCAGGGGAUGGUGUCUUUCCCAAUAUAUUUCCCAGGGACAUCGUUCUACCGAUGCAUGCAGGGUAGAAAAAAUGUGCGGAACACACUGACUGAUGUAAUGAAAGAGAGGCUAAGUGCACCUGAAAAGAAGUACGGUGAUCUUGUUGACCUCAUUGUUGAAGAGCUACAAAGCGAAAAGCCAGUGAUUGAUGAAAAUUUUGCUAUAGACGCACUUGCUGCGCUUUUGUUUACGAGCUUUGCAACACUAUCAUCGACGUUGACUGUAGCCUUAAAGUUCCUCAACGACAAUCCUAAAAUUGUUGAAGAGCUCAAGGAGGAGCACGAUGUGAUACUGAAGAAACGAGAGGUCAUGAAUUCUGGGUUUACAUGGGAGGAGUACAAGUCCUUAAAAUUCACUACUCAGGUUACGAAUGAAAUUACUCGAAUUAGUAAUGUUGCACCUGGAGUUUUCAGAAAAACACUGACAGACGUGCAAGUGAAUGGAUAUACAAUUCCGUCCGGGUGGUUAGUCAUGAUUAGCCCCAUGGCAGUUCACCUAAACCCAGAAUUGUUUGAGGAUCCACUCAAAUUCGAUCCAUGGAGGUGGACGGAGGAGAAGAGAAGCUCACUGCUGAGGAAUUACAUGCCAUUUGGAGGAGGCAUCAGGUUGUGUCUCGGCGCAGACUUCAGCAAGCUUUUUAUCGCACUUUUCCUCCACAUCUUGGUGACCGAGUACAGAUGGAAGGAGAUUGAAGGAGGGGAAGUAUUGCGCAUCUCAGAGAUUAUGUUUCCACAAGGCUAUCACAUCCAACUAAUUCCUCGUACUUAACAUACCUAUCUUAUAUAUUCCAGGACCGUAAUAAAAAAAAUGUGUGAAUCCAACACUUUGUUGCACAUCUUAUUGCAACUGUAAUAUCAUCCUGUAUGUAUGUGAGUAUGUCGUCAGUUUGCAUGAGUCAAGAAAUAUUAUGGGAGUAAAUAGGCAUGAACUAGGGCACCAGCCUUUGGACGACCCUAGGCUGGCCUUACUACUAAAUAUAUUUCAUAUUUUCAUCAUAGUCCUCUUCUUUUUAUGUGUGCAAAUUUUGAUUUCUAUAUAUUGUUCCAUUUAAGUUC